GCAUAGAAGGCAGAGGUGUUAACCACUACACUAUCCCAACCACUUCUUAACACUUAAGAUCGUUUAUUGUUAAACCUGUUAGAAUGAACAGCAUGUCCUUUUUCCUGCAAAGGAGGGUUAUUUUAUUUUUACCUAAAAAUCUUAUUCUGUUUUGGAGCAGCAACAGGGCACUAACAAGAGGUCAUUCCCCAGGACCAGGGUUGGAAACCACUGCUGUACAGUGUCCAGUGUACAACAGAAGCCAUGUGCUGUACUACAGGACAGGGUAUUGACGCGCCAGUCAUCUACUUUGUUGACUACACCACCAACUGCAUUUUCCUCGAAGAGAUCAUCGACUCUGUCACUGUGAGGGAGCACAUCGCAUCAGCUCAGGCAUCCGGACAGAGCGUAGAAGCGCUCUACGGCCUGGCUGACACGAUCGGCUUCUGAAUGGCCGGUUCAUGAUUCCUCUGAUCUAUCUUGUUGCUGGUCAUCCUCGUCCUCGUUCACCAUCAACUGUCCUAAGCAUAACUGUCUUUUCCAGUGAACUGGUUCUUCUCAGAGCUGUUUUCAAAAUAAGAGCUUCGGUUUGAUUACCUGGGCUUCAAGUGAGAGGUGAGGUAAUUCAAUCAAUUUCAAUAAUACUCGAGUAACACAUCUUCCAAAAUAAUAAUAAGGUAUGGCUGCAAAGUACAAUUACUUAAGCAGUGAAAUAAAAUGCUCAGGUCAGUGUUGAAGGCCAGCAAUGCUUUACAGCCAAGUUCAAAGCCCAGGAGCUGAGAGAGAUUAAGAGCAGUGCAGAGUGGAGUUUGACCUCAAAGGAAGUGCCAGGAGCCGCUGCUGUUUGUCUCAGACAUGGCAGGAACCACUUCCACAAUCAGACAAUUGUGUGCCUUCACAGUCGUACUGCAUAUCAGCCUAAUGCACUUCCAUUCUGCAGGAGCUGCUCUGCACAGCUCUGUGGACACACAGCACGGCUUAGUCGGCACAGCUGUGACUCUGGGCUGCAGUUAUACUCUCCCCAGCACACAUGCAGAGAACAUCGACGUGUGGUGGAAAGUCUCCAAGAACGGCGUCUCUGAGACUUUAUUCGCCAGUCAGAAUGAUGCUGUAACCAAACGCACCAGAGGAUUUUCUGUAGACGAGGCUCGGCUCCUGAAAGGAGAUGCAUCUCUACAUGUGGAGAACACAACAAUCAGCGAUGAGGGAGUUUACUCAUGUGGUGUCAUCAUACAGCCUGACCAGUACGAUCGGACCGUCCACCUCAAACUGUCAGCUCGGCCUUUGGUUUCCCUGCCUGAAUUAGUCACAGUGAUGACCGGAGAGGAGAAAACCUUACGGUGUGACAUCACAAAGUUCUACCCAGAGCAGCUCAAAGUGACUUGGAAGACUGAAGCUGGCACAGAGUCGGCCCAGUGGGACGUCUGCACUGGAGUUCCGGUUCCUAACAGCGACGGCACGUUCAGCGUCAGCAGCCGUAUCACUGUGAAAGCAGAGAGACUGAAGAGUGAUGUCACCCUGUACGAGUGUCAGAUACAGCACAGGUCUUUCUCUGAGCUGUAUCGCCAGAGUGUAAGCGUGACAGUUGAAGCUCCGGUGCAGCCCUAUAACACUUUGGCUCUAAUCGCUGGAACAGUUAUAUCAAGUGUUUUCUUUACGGUUUUGGCCAUUGGAGGUGCAGUGAUGGUUUACAGGCACUUGCAUGCAGUGCCUCCUACAGUGUCUGAUAUAGUCAAACCUGACAUUAUUUACGCAAAGACACCAACCAAACUGAGCUGCACUGUCAGAGGAGUUCAACCUAAACACCUCAAAAUCCAGUGGUACAAAAAGCCAACCUGUAACAGCGGAGCAGCCGGCAUCACUGAAACAGAUCCUUUAAUAGGAAUGGAAGACCUGCAGGAUCUAACACAACUAGAGUCCGAGGAGAACGUCCACAUUUCUACUAUUACUCUUAAACUGACUGUAGAUGAUGACAACAGAGGAUACUGCUGUGUGGUUCACUGUGGCAAUAGGAAGAUCAUCAGAAACACAACAGUCAGAAUCCAAGUCCCACCAGACCUUCUGCAAAUAUCAAGCCAACCACAGAUCCCCAAACUAGGUCAGCCUCUGGUCCUGUGCUGUCGAAUUGAGAAGUUUUACCCAGAAGAUGUCAGGCUGGAGUGGCACAGGCAGGGCACAGAGCUGCUACAGCCUGCCACCCAGUUUGGUCCAUUCUCUGACCACGAGAAGAUGUACAGCCUGUGGAGCAAGACCGAGCUAAUGGUGGCUAGUGUGGCUAUUGGAACAGUUUGUACUUGCAGAGUCUACCACAGCAGCUUCCCCGCACCGUUCUAUAAAGAUGUUCCCUAUCACAUCAACACAGAUGGUCAGCCCCCAAAUGUGGCGUUCAUCAAAUGUGACCCUCUGCAGCCUCAGUUAGGAACAGAAUGUACGCUGAACCUGUGCGUGAAGGAUUUCUGCCCGGAUCCCGUCACGAUAACCUGGUUUCAGGAUGGAGAAAAGAUCUCUGAUGGUGCCUUUGACUCCCCGGCUAGUCUUAAUGUGAACGGUCUUUACUCAAUGUGGACUUUUCUCAAACUGACCCCCUCCAAACAGAACCUCAGCUCAGCGUUCAAAUGUGUGGUGGAGCACAGCGCUCAAACUGAACCAGAGGAGAGACAGUUCACCCUGGCACAUUUAAUGAAAGUGUGAGAGAUACUACUGUAUACUACUGUGAAAUACACUACUGUUACUUAGCAACAGGAAGACAGAAGCUCUAAGAAAAAAAGGCAGUGCAGUGCAUCUCACGUUUUUCGUACAUACAGCUGCCCGAAUCAUCCCCAAAUAUUGCAGACAACAGUGUUUCUUCUGAAAUGUGAGGGUAUUAAUAGUGAGCUUGUGCUGCACUAAAAGCCUCUAUUCUUUUGGGAAGGCUUUAUACUAUAUGUUGGAACAUUGCUGUGAGGAUUUGAUUGAGCAUAAGUGAGGUCAGGUACUGAUGUUGGAUGGUCAGUUCUGGAUCACUCCGACUCAUCCCAAAGGUA
Pygocentrus nattereri (red-bellied piranha) is the source of this 3002-nucleotide messenger RNA. It is a transcript of the gene tp53rk, whose product is annotated as TP53 regulating kinase. Gene Ontology annotation, biological process: protein phosphorylation. The record is from RefSeq and is a predicted model, not a curated record. Gene Ontology annotation, molecular function: protein serine/threonine kinase activity; ATP binding. Bases 835 to 2670 code for a protein of 611 amino acids. Lineage: Eukaryota; Metazoa; Chordata; Actinopteri; Characiformes; Serrasalmidae. Gene Ontology annotation, cellular component: EKC/KEOPS complex; cytosol; nucleus. The transcript is spliced from 9 exons.